Condylostylus longicornis is the source of this 5526-nucleotide messenger RNA. Its product is annotated as arginine/serine-rich protein PNISR-like. Gene Ontology annotation, cellular component: nuclear speck; presynaptic active zone. The record is from RefSeq and is a predicted model, not a curated record. Lineage: Eukaryota; Metazoa; Arthropoda; Insecta; Diptera; Dolichopodidae. Gene Ontology annotation, molecular function: RNA binding. Bases 115 to 2562 code for a protein of 815 amino acids. The transcript is spliced from 10 exons.
UAAUACUUUAUUACUUUAUAGCUUAUACCUUCAGAAAGUGAAAAAAUUAGUGAAAAAUUUAUUGCAUUAUAUUUACUAUAAAUAGCAACUUAAAAGAGUAUAUUUUUUAAAAAUAUGUUUUCUGGGAGUAAUCCUAGUAAUGAUUUAUAUUGGGCUAAUGCAUUAGCCCAAGCUCAAUCCCAAAAUAACAGCUUAGACUGGGCACUACUAGCGCAGCAAUGGAUAAGCCAUCAGCGAAACAUUAAUCCGAGUUUUGAAACAUCUGGUCGGAAUGAUAAUACUUUAGUAAGCCCCGCUGAUGCUCCCCCCGCUCCUAAAAUUUCUAUAAAAAGCAAUGAGGAGCAAGGGGAGGCAGAUAUGGAUGUUGAAGAUGACCAAAUGGAGCCAUUAAACCAAAAUUUCAUUACACAACCAACACCACAAAUAUGGUCAAUAUCAUCAGGUCCUAUGCCUAUGUCAUUAAUGACUCCACAAGUUCCCGCAGCGCCAAUACCUGCAACACCCUGGAAUAUAUGGAACACAUCCGGAAUAUUAAAUACAAAUCUUCCGCCCCCUACGUUGCAUAUACCUGAAAUAAGCACACCAUUAAUUGGUAGUGAUAAAAUAAACAAAAAUACAGUAAUACCCUCUUUAAUGGAUACACCAGUAAAUGCUCCAGUUGAUACGCAAUUUCCCACAUUAGAUGCAGCAAAAAGGAAGACAUUACCUGCUUGGAUUAGGGAGGGAUUGGAGAAAAUGGAACGUGAGAAACAAAAACAAUUAGAGAAGGAAAAAGCAUCAGAAAUCCCGGACAAGGAUAGUAAUAAAUAUGAUAACCAAAGUUUUAUUGAAAAUUUACAGGCAAUUGACAAAUCCGAUGGAAUAGGUAGUAAUAAGGCUAAUAAAAAUUCUAGUAACUAUAAAGGUUUUCUAAAGAAUAGUGCACUAAGCUCGGAUGAUAGUGAAAAAUCAGAUAACGAAUCUGAAUCUGAAAAGAUAAACUAUAAAGAUUCUUCCACUAAAGUUAAUCCAUGGCAUGGUAAAACUCGCGAAGAAAUAGAAGAAGAGAUGAUGCUUGUAGUAAGACGAUCUUUAACUGAAAUUUUAUUGGAAAUAACAAAUGACGAAAUACGUAAUAUAGCCCAAGAAACAUUUAAAAGGCAUAAGUUAAAAGCAUCAUCAGCUCAAGUUAUACGUAAAAGCGCCCUUACUUCUAUAAGCGGUAAUUUAGGUUUAGGGGCAUAUGACAGUGAUUCUGAUACCGAUUCAGAUACCGAAGAUGAAACUACAAAAAAAGAUGAUAAGGAUUGCGAUAAAGAUUCAGAAGAUGAGUUAAGAGAAACAAUGUUAAGUCGACAGCGUUCAUUCAAAGCAAUUGCACGUGAAAUUGAUAUUUUAGUUGAAAAAGAAGAAGCAAGGCAAGAAGAAAUUCGUCAAGAGCGUUUGAGACGUGAACAAUUAGAACGGUCAAGUGAAAGAUUGCUAUUACAAAGUGGUGAUAAUGAUAUCGAACAUUCAUCAAGUAGUGGUAAUAGUGGUAAUUUUGUUGGUAAUUCAAGUGGGGUCGAUGGUAAUGGUGGACAAUUAAGAAGAAACAAUUACGAUAGGGAUUUUGGUGAGACACAACAUGAUAAAAAGUCAUAUUCAUCUAAUGGCCAAAAACGUCUGAAAGAAAGAACUUCCAGAUUCAGUGAUAAUAAAGAAUCAAAAAAUAAAUCUACGUCAUCCACUUCUUCUUCUUCCACUGGAUAUUUAUUACCAACAUCUGGUAACACAUUAAGUUCAACGAAUUUAUUGAAUUCAGCUACAUCGACAACUUCGAAAUUGAUACAACACCAACAAUCACCAUUAUUAAAUCCUUCAGCGCAUAUUUUAACUAAUUCGGCUGCUGCUGAAAAUUUUUUAAUGGCAAAUGCAGUUCUAUCAGAAGCUUUCCUUAAAAAUGAUAAAAAGAAAUUAAAAUCGUCUUCAUCAUCUAAUAGAAAAAAUAAACGUAGCAAAAAUUCUCGCAGUAGAUCUAGAAGUCGAAGUACUAUUUCUUCAACAUCAAGUAAUAACAGUGAAAAUAAAAGUAGUCGAAGCAGUCAUAGUAGUAAAACUACUUCAUCUUCAUCAAAUUCAUCAAAUUCUUCAAAAACUUCAGAAUAUAAAAAAUUUAAUAAAAAAGAUAAAAAGAGAUCAAAAUCAAGAGAAACAUCUCAUGAUUUUGAUAAAAAAACAGAAGAAAAAUCUUAUAAAAAUAAUCGAGAUUUAAAUGAUCGUUUAGAUUCAGCUGAAUAUAAUCAUAGUCGUUCUCAUUAUCAUCGUCAUUAUCAUUUUGAUGAUGAUGAUGAUGAUUAUAGAAGACAUAGGCGACAAUAUGAUAAUUCACCUGAUUCUGAUGAUUAUUAUAGAUCUCGAAGACGACGACACCAUACAAAUAGCAGUAGCAGUCGAAGUAGUAGUCAUAGAGUUGAUAAAAAAGAUUAUUAUUAUUCAACAAGUAGCAAUCAUAAAAGAUCACAUUCUAGACGAGAAAAUACUCGAUCAAGAUCAAGAUCAAAGUCAUACUCUUCAAGAGAUAAACAAUAUGAGAAAUAUUAAGAAUUAAAUAAAUUAUUUCAAAAUUUUUAAAACAACAAAAAGAGAAAAAAUUAAGGUUAAAAUACUACAAAAGUUUAGACAUAAAUUAUUAGAAAUAUCAAAAUUUUAAAUAACUACCAAUUAAAAAAGAAAUAAUUAUAAGAAUCUAAAAAAGUUUUUUUUAAAAACGUUAAAAUUUUAAAAAGAAGAUUAUUGGAUUAAAUUUGGUAUAAAAUAUUAGGAAGAUUGAAAACAAUUCAAAUUAAUUUAAUCAAUUCGAUUGCGAACAUCAAAUUAGAAAAAAGAAAUCCUAUACUUACGUAUAUCUGAAAAUAUUCUGAAAAAAAUCGUAAAAAAAAAAAUUUAAUUUAUUUUUUUAUUUUUUCAAAUUCCCAAAUUUUAUAAAACGUUCUGUUUAUUACAAAACGCUUAACUCUUUUCAUUUUUUAGAUUCAUAGAUUUUUUUAGUAUAAUUAUAACAAUAAUAUAUAACAAAAUAAUUGCAAUAAAUAUAUAUAUUUCAAUUAAUAUAGAAUUAAAGAAAAAGAAUUUAAAAAUAAAGAAAAAAAAUAUGUAUAUAUGUAUUUACAUAUCUAUAUAUACAUAUAUACUACAUCUAAGUUAAUAAAUAUAAUGAAGUAAAAGCAAAACAUCAAAAAAGCUUAAAAAAUUUUUAGUAGAAACAAUCAAAAUAAUGUUUAUUGAAGUGAAAGAACAAAUAAACAAAAAAUAUAUAUUCAAACUAAAAAAAAAAAAAAAAUUUUUUAAUUUGUAAGCAUUCACGGAAAAUCCGACUCCCAUACAAUACGAGUACCAUACAUACUCUACUAAAGUAUAAAAAAUUAUUAUCUGAUAUCGCUUGUUGAGGCAACAUUGAAAUAACUCAAAACUUGUUUAUUUGAAAAAUCGAAUUUUAAAGUUUUCGACUCAAUAUGCUCUUCUGGUUCUAGCAAUAUUUUACAAUAUUUUAUAAGUUAAUAAUCGUUUGAAUAGAUUUGUUUUAUUGUUAUAAUACUUUUAUACUACAUUAUAUUAAUUUCAAAAUUGGACUGCAAUAAAUUAAGGUUUUCAAUACAUACAUACAAUGUAUCUACAAUACAUAAAGCAUAUUAUAUAUGUAUGUAUAAUUAAAAAUUAGUUCGCCGCUAUAAUUUUAAAUACAUUUCAAGUAUGUACAUACAUUGAACGUUAUAUGAGCAAAACUGUGAGAAACUGAAGAAAAUAUUGUAUGGAGAAAUUUAAUGUUUUUUAAAAAAAUAAUUUCAAAAAAAAUCAAAAAUUCUCGCUUUGUUUAGCUUUUACUCGACAACUAAAUGUCAAAUAUGAUUAGUUGUAAAAAUAAAAAAAUUUUUUUAACAGUCUGCAGCUUGAAAACGAGUAUAUGGGUGUUUUUCUAGUCCUAGCUUGUAAUACGUUCGAAAAUUCCCGAAACAUACAUACACUGCAAAAAUAUAAAUCGUUUGGAAAUGACUGGCUGUAAUAAAAAAAAAUGUCAGAAAUGUAGAGCAGACCCCUAGUUUAAAUUUUGUCGCUACCUCCUGAAACUUCUUUUAUUUUUUUUCAAAGUUAAAAUUCAAAAAAAUUUUAAAUUUCAAAAUGGCAGAUUCAGAUAUUGAAAGAUUAUUAAAGUAAGUUUUUUUAAGUCUUCAAAUCUUGUUAAAAUUUCCAUAUUUUGCAGUGAAUUGGAGGGCGAAUAGUAUUGCGGUACUAUUUCAUAAACAAUGUCAUUUCUGUUAUUUUUAAACAACUAAUAUUAUUUAUGAAUUUCAGAAUUUGUAGACUCCGUAAACUUUUUAUUUUAAAUUUAACUGAAGUUUUUGUAUACUGUUUAACGCUGCGGCUUAGAAAUUUUAGUUCUAAUGUAGAACUUUCAGCGCAGCGUGCAUAAACGGAAACCCCCUUUUUAUUAUAUGCUAUAGAAAAAAUACUGGAUCUUUAGGGAACUGAAAAAAUUUUUUUAGUUUCUUUUUAGUCUUUAUUUAUAUAGUUUCAUUUUAGGUUUUUCUUUAUUUUUUUCUUCGUUUUGUAAGUUACAAUUAUUUCUUUUAAUUCUUUUUCUUUUAGCAAGAGUAAUACAUUGGUUUUAUAUUUUAUAUUUUAAUAAUUUUCAUAUUUUUUUAUUUUUUUUUUUUUUAAUAUUUAAAAAAAGAAACAAAAAGAUGUUUUAUUUAAAAUCUAUGUAAAUAUGUAGAUAUUUUGAAAUAUUAUUUUCAAUUUAUAUAAAUUUUAUUUUUCUUUUUUUUUUUAAUACAAUAAUCUUAGUUACUUUAUUAAAGACUUUUUCUAUUUAUACAUAUUUUGAUAAUGUUCUUGUAUAAUUAAAUGAUUUUUGUUCCGAUUUAAGUGAAAUCUCUCUAUGAAUAUAAUUAUGUCGUGUAUAUUUUUUAUAAUAAUGUAUGUAACAAUAUUAUAUUAGCACAAAUAUUAAAAUUAUGUGUGCCUAUACCUUUAAUUUUUAUUACUAAUUGUUUCAUACAUACACAUGAAUAUAUAUAUAUAUAUAUAUGGUAUAUAUUGUGUUUUAUAGAAUACAUAAUACGAAUUCUUAGUUUAAUUUAAUUAUUUUUCUUUUUUAUAUGCAAGUAAUUUUUAAUAUUUUACAUUGAAUGAUGAUAACGAACUCUAUAUAAUAAAUUUUAUAAUGUGUUUUCUUGUCUUACUUUUGUUUCUAAAUUGUUUUUGGGACAAUAUUUAGGUAUUUCCAAAGUUCAGAUCUAACGUCAAUUUAAUUUAUUCAGCAAUACAAAUUCAAUUGCCGAAUAAGUUAAAAUUGUCGUUAGAUUUUCAUUUUGGUAGAUUCGCCCACGUCCACUGUAUAAAGGGAGGCAUAUUUUAUUUAUUUUUUUUUGUGUAACAAUUUAUUUUUUUUUGUAAUGCUCAUUUUUAUUUUUAAAUCUACUUAAACGAAAAAUUUUGGCAAAUAAAUUGCGUUCAUUUUAUGUUGAAUUUAAGUUUCAUUUGUAAUUUAUAUAUUUUACAUUAAUA